Messenger RNA from Anoplopoma fimbria (sablefish), 5740 nucleotides. It is a transcript of the gene mark1, whose product is annotated as MAP/microtubule affinity-regulating kinase 1. The record is from RefSeq and is a predicted model, not a curated record. Gene Ontology annotation, biological process: microtubule cytoskeleton organization; intracellular signal transduction; protein phosphorylation. Gene Ontology annotation, molecular function: ATP binding; tau-protein kinase activity; protein serine/threonine kinase activity. NCBI's taxonomy places the organism in Eukaryota, Metazoa, Chordata, Actinopteri, Perciformes, Anoplopomatidae. Gene Ontology annotation, cellular component: cytoplasm.
UUUUUUUUGUGAGAGAGAGAGCCGACAAACCUCUGGGACGCUGCAGGAAGGACUCAUACUUAUACUCUUCUUCACUUCUUCUUCCUCUUCUCCUCUUCCUCCCUCUUCGCCUCCCUUCUUCUUCUUCUUCUCUCUCUACUCUUCUCUGUGUCUUUGUCUCCAAUGCAAAACUCUCUCCCCCGGCUCCGACGCGGACAGCGGGCCUUCCUGUAGCCGACGCCCCGGCCUCCCCUCUCUCCCUCCGGCCGGCGGUGGCCUGCCAGCCGAGCCCCCGCUGAGGUGGCCUGGUUCCCGGGGAGCGCUGCUGCAGAGCGGCCGGCGGAGGGGAUGCUUCUCCCGGAUUGAAGAGGGAGGGAAGGCAGGAAGAUGUCCGGCAGGAUGCCUCUGACCCCGGUGAGCGAGAGAGAGUCCGAGCAGCUAAAGACUUCAGACAGCCUCCCUGAGCCGCCGGCCCCACCCACCAAAUCAUCGAGCCGACACAGUCUGCCGCCAUGUCGCAGCGCCGUGUCGUCCAUCGCAGACGAACAGCCGCACGUCGGCAACUACCGCCUGCUGAAGACCAUCGGCAAGGGCAACUUCGCCAAAGUCAAACUGGCCAAACACAGUCUGACAGGACGAGAGGUCGCCAUCAAGAUCAUCGACAAAACUCAGCUGAACCCCACCAGUCUGCAGAAGCUCUUCAGGGAGGUCAGUGUGAUGAAGAUCCUCAACCACCCAAACAUCGUGAAGCUGUUUGAGGUGAUUGAGACGGAAAAAACUCUGUACCUGGUGAUGGAGUACGCCAGCGGAGGUGAAGUCUUUGACUACCUGGUUGCUCACGGACGAAUGAAGGAGAAGGAGGCCAGAGCCAAGUUUCGACAGAUUGUGUCUGCAGUGGAGUACUGUCACCAGAAGAGGAUUGUACACCGGGACCUCAAGGCAGAGAAUCUUCUGCUGGACGCCGACAUGAACAUAAAGAUCGCAGACUUUGGCUUCAGUAAUGAGUUCACGCUGGGCAGUAAACUGGACACGUUCUGUGGAUCUCCACCUUACGCUGCUCCUGAACUCUUCCAGGGGAAGAAGUACGACGGGCCGGAGGUGGACGUCUGGAGUCUGGGAGUGAUUCUGUACACGCUGGUCAGCGGCUCGCUGCCCUUCGACGGACAGAACCUCAAGGAGCUGAGGGAGCGUGUUCUCAGAGGAAAGUACCGGAUUCCCUUCUACAUGUCGACGGACUGUGAGAACCUGCUGAAGAAGCUGCUGGUGCUCAACCCGGGGAAACGAGGCAGUCUGCAGCAAAUCAUGAAGGAUCGAUGGAUGAACGUCGGCUACGACGAGAAGGAGCUGAAAACGUACAACGAACCGGAACAAGACUUCAACGACCUCAAACGCAUCGAGCUGAUGGGGACGAUGGGCUUCCCUCAGGAGGAAGUGACGAAGGCGCUGGAGGGUCAGAAAUACAACGAGGUGACGGCGAUAUACCUGCUGCUGGGGAGGAAAACUGCUGAGUGCGAUGGCAGUGAGUCCUUGUCCACCGGUAACCUGGUGCAUAGGUCACGACCCAGCAGCGACCUCAACGGCUCCAGUCAGUCGCCCGCCCACUCUCGCAACGCGUCGGCCAGUCAGAAGCAGCGGCGUUUCAGCGACCACGUGGCGCCCUCCAUCCCUCCACCCGUCUCCUACACAAAGCGAGGUCAUGCCAACAGCGUGGAGAGCGACAGGAAGGAAGAGCCGCCGUCACCCAUAGGAGCUCCAGACCGUAGGAGGUCAGCCACAGCCUCAGGGAGCAUCACCAGGAGGAACACGUAUAUUCAUGAGAGGACGAGCACCGACCGCCACUCGGCUGUCGUUCCAAACGGGAAGGACAGCAGUCUACCUGAGGUACCUGCAGCAUCCCCCUCCCCGUCGCCGGGGGCAACCAUCUCGUCCGCACGCCCCCGUCACGUCAAGUCCAUGUCGGCGUCGGGACAUCCCAUGAAGUCCUGCCUGCCCCCCAUCGACGACAACGUAGAGUAUCAGAGGUGACUCCCCCGGCAGCCUCCGUCAUCACCCUCCGCCUUCAGCGUCACCAGCAGCAGCAGCACGACUCCGGACCGGACCCGCUUCCGUGGCUCCUCCAGCCGCUCCACCUUCCACGGCGCUCAGCUCCGAGACCGACGGUCCGCCACCUACAACGGCCCGCCGGCCUCGCCCAGCCUGUCGCACGCCGCCGCGUCCAUGGCAACGGGCCGCCGAGGCACCUCCAGCUCGCUCAUCGGCAAGAUCACCUCCAAGUUUGUACGCAGGAGUUUAUCCGGUGAGCCCAAAGAGGAGGUGCGGGACUCCAAACCCCGCGCCCUGCGCUUCACCUGGAGCAUGAAGACCACGUCCUCCAUGGAGCCGGGGGACAUCAUGAAGGAGAUCCGGAGGGUCCUGGACGCCAACAACUGUGACUACGAGCAGCGCGAACGCUACUCGCUGUUCUGCGUGCACGGCGACGCGCGGCAGGACAGCCUGGUCCAAUGGGAGAUGGAGGUGUGCAAGCUGCCCCGCCUCUCGCUCAACGGCGUGCGCUUCAAGCGGAUCUCCGGCACGUCCAUCGCCUUCAAGAACAUCGCCUCCAAGGUGGCCAACGAGCUCAGGCUGUGAACGACUUCCAGUUACUGUCCAAAAGGAGAAUACCUCACAGAGCGACGCCCCACCCAGAGCGACGGCGGCCAUCUUGGUUUCAGCACCGCGCUAACUGCUGUAUGACUCAGAGAGAGACACACGUUAUUAUACUCAACACACUUACUAUUUAAUGUUCUCACUAAAUGUUUGCCCGUGAAACCAAAUAUUAAAGCUGAAGGUGCAGAUAUGUCCCCCCCCAAAUCAGUGAGGAGAUCCAGAACAAACAGCAGGAGCUAACGAGGAUGUUAACAUCUGUCACCGCCGGAUCGGAGCGAGACUUUGUUGGUUUAUCACUGUUUACAUGCACUUCACAUUUUUCCAAUGCCUUGGAAACUGAGUUCUGAACCAUCCAGUUAAGUGGGAAGAAGUCAGGCGGAUUAAAGCGGAUUACACCGGUAGAGUUUUGUUGGAGAAACCUGAUGAGUGUUGGGUUUGCACACAUUUCAUUUAUAAAUGUAAAUUAGCUCUACGCAGCAGUACGUUUUGAGGGAAAUGUGAAGACCAAACUCUAUGAAAUCUGGAGUUUUCAGUGCGUGUAAACAUUUUUAUCAGAUCUUUUUUUUUUUUUUUUUUUUUUUUUUGCUAACAGUGAUCUGGUCUCUGGAGUGCAGGUGAACAGUGAAACACGACCUCCGCUGUACCUGUGCAACUCUCCUGGUGCAUGAGUAGAACAGCAAGCCGAGUGUUUGUGUGUGUGUGUGUGUGUGUGUGUGUGCGUGUGUUAAGGAAUCAGAAUCAGCUUUAUUGUCUAAGUAUAUGCACAUAUGCAAGAAAAGUGGACUUGCUCUAAAUGUACGGACACAAAUGGAAAUAGACGGGGAUAAAAAAGCAGCAUAAUUCAGACACCAAGUGUAUUAUUUACAUUUGAAGUUUUGGCCCCAGAAGAAGAAUAAAUAAAUGAUUCAAACUUCCAUUUACGCGACAUCUAAAAGUGUAACAUGACAAGUGAGAAUAGCGUCAGAAAAUGGAUUUUGAUUUUGUUUUCCAGUGCUGAGAAGCGUCCGUGACCCUCGAUCAUUAUUGAACCUAAACGAUGCAACUGGGCUCUAAAUAUUGAUUCUGCUUCUCUUUGGGCCCUCUGCAGUCUACUCAGUGUUAGAUUGUAGAUUUUUAAACUGUGAUUUGUUAGUCCAUCGUAUGUUCGGCUGAUAUUCCAAUAGUAAUAACACUACACUAACCUUCUAUUUCUAUUAAGGAGCUUUGCUAAAGUAAGACAUUACCAAUUAUUAUUGGCUAUAUUAUUGUUUAAGAUGAUAAGCUUCCAGUUACUUUUAUCAAUGACUGGUCAUUUAUUUUGAUCUUAUUCAGCUGUUGCUCAGAGGGAUCUUCUUCUCUUUCUGCUCUUCCAAUUGUCAGUCUGGUUAAAUUGUUGUGCCUCGUUUAAAACAAACCCUUCCUACAAAAUAGCAUCUAUUUGGAAAGACCCGUCCACCAAACUUCAUGACAACCAGGCCAGUAGUUCGUAUUACUGCUGACAAACUAACAAACAAACUGAUCCAAAAACAUAGCAUCCUUUGGUAAAGCUAUAAGGAAAAAGAACUGGAGUUCCUGGUCAAUUUAGCAGCAAAAGAAAAGAGACACUCCAAAGCAGAGAUAUUGGAUCAUCUUUGAAAGAAUAUUUAAUGCAGAUUUUCCUGACAUUCUGUCUGAGCUGGUUAAACCGCCACCAGUUUGGAUGCUUUUCGUGAAGCGUUUAGAAACUACAUGUUGUUGGUUUCUUCUCCUGAUUUUAAACGUCCGUCAAUCACCUGUUAUUUAGAUACGACGUUUGCAGCAAAUAUCCAGUUGCACAGUUGAGUUGCACGGUUUACAGUCGAGGUGAUGAGUCAUGAAGCGUGACGUACAAUCAGUGACAUCAUCCUCCCUGUUGGUUGUGUGCCUGUGACCUCUGACCUCCCCUGUUGGCUGAUGUUUAUACUAUUGCAAUAAUCCUGGAGUUCCUGGUCGACGAUGUCAGCAGUUCAAACACAAACUGUAAUGCUUUUUUUUUUUUUUUUUGCUUUUUACACAUUUACAGCUGACAGAACAGAAUGUGUUUUUAUUAUUUUAUUAUUAAUAAUGCUGUAUAAAACCAAACCUGUCCAGGUGAAUUUGUGCAGGUACAGUAUUGAUCAGUCUGUUUUUAUUUGGUCCACACUGUCGACAUUCAUUUUGAUUUCACUGAAAAUAUGACUUUAUUAUUAAUAUUUCAAAGAUUUUAACCAUGGCAUAAAACUUGAACCGAUCAUCAAACCAGAACCACAACCACAAUGUCCCCUGUUCAAACUGAAAGGAUCAGUCUGGUGUUUUUUCUACAUGUAUACAUAUUUUUUUUUUUUUAUAAUCAACUAAUUUCAUGUGCUUCCUGUCUGUGGCUCUCAGCUCCAAACCCAUUGGUUCCUAAUGGAGAUGUAAAUCUAUAAAAAAAAAAUCUAAUUUAUAGGCUUGUUAAUUACCUAAAACAGCUGGUGACUGUUGUUUUUAAUUAAAAAUAAAAUUAAAAAACAGGAGGAAAGCGGCGGAUUAAUCCACAUUUCUUGCUGUAGUAAACAUUUAGACUUUGACACACACACAAUACCUGUCAGUUAAUACUAUUUGUUUUGAUCUCUUCUUGUUGGGAAGAAGCGAGAUGUAGAAAAUCACCAGAUUCAUCCUUUUAAAGGACUAUUGCACCAUAAAUGUGUCCUUUUUCUUGCUGAUUCCUGGCGGAUAACUCUGUCUGUGUUCCACCACUGAAUGCCUUCUGAAUGUACUGCUUUGUAUUCCCGAUGCAUUCAGUUGUCCCAGAGGAAAAAAAAAAAAAAACGAGCAGUUUGUGGGGUUUAAGUGUUUCUGUAUAUUUUGAAUUUUGUUCCCACUAAUCCACAGAUCCUGUGCAGUGUCGAGGUUCUGCGGGGUUCCACCGUGCGAUGGUUCUCCGUCGCUACUGAAUCUGGAGGACACUUUGCACUGUUUUCGUUUUUAGCACUUAAAAACACCAGGAAGGGAACAAACGAUGCAAAAACCCUCUCGUCUCCAUCUGACGGGGAGGGGAGAGGCGGGAAUAAAAAAAGGUGUGGAUACGACGCUGCCUUCAUGUCACCUGAGGGAAGACUGUAAAUCUGAGCCUCUUACUUGAAAAAAAAAAAAAAAA